Molecule: messenger RNA, 1918 nt
Organism: Lottia gigantea (owl limpet)
Lineage: Eukaryota; Metazoa; Mollusca; Gastropoda; Lottiidae
Exons: 11
Coding region: 97-1320 (407 amino acids)
Source: RefSeq, a predicted model, not a curated record
CUUGUGUAUAAAAGUUUCAGUAAAAGAUCAAAGUAAUCUUGUUUACUUCAAAAAGGUAGCCUUUAGAUAUUUCCGUAGUUUGUGUUAAAAUCAUCAAUGGCCGUAGCUAAAGCAGUUAAUUUUGAUCAAGCAGAGUCUUCCAAUGAGAUAUUGUCAACAUUUUUCUCACAAACGGUGCAGUGUGAAAGAGUAGCCAACUCUCUAUUAAAUUAUAUUAAAUCUUUAAGAUCAAUGAGAGAUGCUAGUCGCCAUGUUACAUCAUCCAUGAUGCAGCUAUGUCCAGCUAAUUGGACCGGUCAAAAUAGAGAUAAACUCGCUGAUUGUUUGGAGGAUCAAGGUGAAGUUUUGAAUAUUGCUGAAGGAUUAAUCAGAGCCAUAUUUCCCACAUUAAAACGACAUCAUAUGUGUAUCAAUGACAUUCAGAGUAUUCUUCUCGACUUGGAAAGAAAGAUGCUUGAAAAUAAUGAAAUGCAUCGUGAAUUUGAGCUAAUGAAAAUAAACCACAGAUUAACACGACAGCAAGAAGAGCAGAUACGGUUUAUGCUGCGUGAUACUGAUAGAGCUAUAGAUCUUAUAUCUGGAGAAGUUGCAGAACGUUUGAAUGGAAUGGAUGAAAGUACCUUUACUAUAGUUAAAGAUGUUCUCAUGAAGUUUGAAGAAGUCCAGGAAAUUAUAUCGUCAGAAAAUUUGGAGAUUGUACAAAUUGUCGACGGUUUAGUCAAAACCUUGCCUAAACCAGGACCCAAGUUCUCGCGAUUAAGUCAGGACGAUUGUAAUGAAAUCAUCAAAACGUUUAAAGUACACAAUUUUCAAUUGCUGGAGACGCAGGAGACCAUGAUGGAAAAUAGAAAAGAAAGGGCGUCGUUAGAUAAGGUUUCUGUGAAAGAAAGAUUACGGGUUGGAAUAAUAAACAUGGCUCAAUCAUCGCAUCGUGACUUGGAAAGUGAGUUACAAGAACUAUCCCACGAACUUGAGAAUCAAGCGUAUUCUACUGCUGCUGAAACGACUUCUGCCCAAGAAAGUGAAAGAACAGCAGAUGACAAAACAAACAGUAAUACAUCACCAGGUUAUACAACGUCAGGUGGUGAAACUUCUAGUAGGAUAUCAAUGAGUGAGGUAACAGAAGAUACAACAGGAGGAACAGGUGAAUUGUCUAUCGUGGAAGAAAAUGAAACUGAAAACAAACCCAAAAUGCCUAAGGCAGUGCACGAAUAUGAAGAGGCACGUCAAGCCGGAAGCCAACAGUUACUUUAUCAACGAGAUCCAAAUGCAAAUGCAAAUGUUACACCUGUGUCAUCUAAGAUGACAAAAAAAGUGUAAGAAGCUGUGAAAUAGGGCGUUUCAACUUUGUUGCUCGUAACACAAUUUAUAGAAGAUAUUUUUCUAAAUUGUUUGUGUUGAAUGUUUUUUAUGUCUUUGAUUUUUUUAGAAUCAUGCUGCAAACAUUUUACAAAUUCGAUGUUUAAAAAGAAAUUUGUGUUGAUUACAUAUCGGUAUUUCAUCCAGAGGACCUUCAUAGAUAAUAAGUUCUCAAACUUGAUCAAUGUUAUGUCAUAUAGGAUCUACUUUCGUCAGAUUUAAGUGUGCCUUCUUUAUUUUAACGCAAUUUAAUUUUAAUCAUUUUUUUAUAUCAUAUAUUAUACGAAUUUCCGAAUUUCCGAGCAAUUUAGUAGUCAAUUAUAAGAGAUAUGACAGAUCAAGGUAGCUCAAAAUGAAGGUCGCUCUAAAAAUGAAUUUGUAUUUGCGUUUUUUAAGUUAAUAUCUGUGAAAUAUUAAAGAUCACUUUCGUUGACAUAUUUUUCUGCUUAAUUGUUCUCUGUGUUAUUAUUAUUUUGUUCUAAUUUUAUUCCUAUUCAUGGUUGAUACUCAUUCAUGUUUCAUGAUAUCUGCGAUAUGUAAUAUAGUAUUUGUAUUCGAU